Tupaia belangeri chinensis (Chinese tree shrew) is the source of this 1352-nucleotide messenger RNA. RefSeq names its product cell growth regulator with EF-hand domain 1 (gene CGREF1). Gene Ontology annotation, molecular function: calcium ion binding. The coding region runs from base 214 to 1140 and encodes 308 amino acids. The record is from RefSeq and is a predicted model, not a curated record. The transcript has 7 exons. NCBI's taxonomy places the organism in Eukaryota, Metazoa, Chordata, Mammalia, Scandentia, Tupaiidae.
GACGGGGAAGGCUCCGUCCUCAUCAGCUGGGAGUAGCUGCGGAGACCAGCUCUCAGCUGUGGGCUGUCUGGGUUGGACAAUCACUGCGUUUCCUCUUGGGACUGGAACCCUCGGCUAAUCCCUCACCUGUUUUGCACCAGCAGCACUCUGAAUACAAAGAGCUGGGUGAAGGGGCCAGCAGGUGGCUUGGUGGUUAAGGCACUGGACUCCCACAUGGCUGACCACAGUUCGAGUCCUAGACUCAGUGGUGUGAGACUCACGCCAGUUCCAGUUCCAGGAAGGAUGUUACCUUUGACGAUGAGAGUGUUAAAGGCGCUGCUGCUGCUGCUGCUGCUGCCGCCCCCGGGGCAGGCUGCUCCCAAGGACGGGGCCAUGAGGAUGGACUCUGAAGGGCAGCACCAGCUCCUGCCCAACCCCUUCCUGCCAGGCCAGGAGCAGCUCCGGCUCCUGCAGAACCACCUAAAGGGACUAGGGAGGAUGGAAGAGGAGCCGGAGCACAUGAGCCGGGAGCAGGUCCUCCUCUACCUCGUUGCCCUCCAUGACUAUGACGGGAGUGGCCAGCUGGAUGGCCUGGAGCUGAUGUCCAUGCUGACGGCCGUUCUGUCCCCUGGAGUUGCUGACUCUCCUGCCACCAACCGGGUGAUCCUGGUGGUGGACAAGGUGCUUGAGACCCAGGACCUGGAUGGAGAUGGGCUCAUGACGCCUGCGGAGCUCAUCAACUUCCCAGGAGAGGCCCCCAGGCCAGCAGAACCCAGAGAGCCCCCUGCCCCUGAGCUCCAAGAGCCACAAGCUGUUGGGAGGCAGACUCUUUUUGCUAAAAGACAGGAAACACAGGAAGCUCUGAGUCCCAGGGAAGAUGUUGGGGGCCACAUAGAGGCCAAAGGAGAGGCCCUAGAGCCUGUACAGGAGGCUGGCGGUCAGACAGAGGCUGAAGGAGUCCCAGGUCCUGGAGGAGAGGUUGGGGGUCAGACAGAGGCUGAAGAAGGAGCCCCAAGUCCUGGAGGGGAGGCUGGAGGAGAGGCAGAGUCCAGGGACAAUGGCGAGGAAGUCCAAGAACUUCCAGGGGAAGCACUGGAGACUGAGGACACCCUGCAUGAGUCUGAAGUUCACACCAUUCAAUUGGAGAAUGACGAGAUCUAGACCUCGAGGAAACGGGCCCGUGCCCCUCACCGGCUCAGUAUCCCUCAGAACACAAGCCCUGAGGGACGGGGCGCGGACGCUGUGGCAAGGACCGCCUCUGUGGCCCCUUUCUGGCCCCCGCAGGUGCAAUCAUUCUGUGCAGCUCAGGGAGACCCGAAGUUGAAGGGCAGCUUUAGGGCCUAGACAACCAAUAAAGACCUGAAUGAAUUUAU